This is a messenger RNA of Cynocephalus volans (Philippine flying lemur), 2580 nucleotides long. It is a transcript of the gene D2HGDH, whose product is annotated as D-2-hydroxyglutarate dehydrogenase. Gene Ontology annotation, molecular function: FAD binding; catalytic activity. The coding region runs from base 108 to 1730 and encodes 540 amino acids. The transcript has 11 exons. Gene Ontology annotation, cellular component: mitochondrion. NCBI's taxonomy places the organism in Eukaryota, Metazoa, Chordata, Mammalia, Dermoptera, Cynocephalidae. The record is from RefSeq and is a predicted model, not a curated record.
CUCUGGCUCGGCGGCGCUGCGGCCUGCAGCGGGGACGCGGACGUGUGCCUUAAAUCCUAGUUUUGGUGUGAGACGGCCUGAAAGGAGUUGUGGUUUUUGCAAGAGCAAUGGUGCCCCAUCGGGUGCCCAGGUGGCCCGCGUGGCUCUUCUGUGCCUCCCCGGGAUGGUGGCGGACAGCCUGCACUCUUGGAGCCUCAGUGGAGCAGAGGAGGUGGCCGGGCAGCCCUCGGGGAGCCAGGGUGACCAGCCCAUUGGCCUGCAGGGGCUGCUCCUCGACACCCUCCCGUGCCCCCGAGGUGACGCUGACCCAGGAGCGCUACCGUGUGCAGCGGCUGCCGUUCUCCACAGUGUCUAAGGAGGACCUGGCUGCCUUUGAAUGCAUCGUCCCUGGCAGGGUUGUUACAGACCCAGAAGAAUUGGAGGCUUCCAACGUGGACUGGCUGAGGACGUUCCGAGGCUGUAGCAAGGUGCUGUUGAGGCCCAGGACGACGGAGGAGGUGUCCCGCAUUCUCAGGCACUGCCACGAGAGGAACCUGGCGGUGAACCCCCAGGGAGGGAACACGGGCAUGGUGGGGGGCAGCGUCCCUGUCUUUGACGAAAUCAUCCUCUCCACUGCCCUCAUGAACCAGGUCAUCAGCUUCCAGAGUGUGUCCGGGAUUCUGGUUUGCCAGGCGGGGUGUAUCUUGGAGGAGCUGAACCGGUACCUGGAGGAGCAGGACUUCAUCAUGCCGCUGGACUUGGGUGCGAAGGGCAGCUGCCACAUUGGGGGAAACGUGGCGACCAAUGCAGGUGGACUGCGGUUUCUUCGCUACGGCUCACUGCGUGGGACUGUCCUGGGCCUGGAAGUGGUGCUCGCCGACGGCACCAUCCUGAACUGCCUGACCUCCCUGCGGAAGGACAACACGGGCUAUGACCUGAAGCAGCUCUUCAUCGGGUCGGAGGGCACCCUGGGGAUCAUCACAGCGGUGUCCAUCCUGUGUCCGCCCAAGCCUGAGGCUGUGAACGUGGCCCUCUUCGGCUGUCCAGGCUUUGCUGAGGUUCUGAAGACCUUCAGCACCUGCAAGGGCAUGCUGGGUGAGAUCCUGUCUGCAUUCGAGUUCAUGGAUGCUGAGUGCAUGCAGCUGGUCCGGCACCACCUCCACCUGGCCAGCCCGGUGCAAGAGAGUCCGUUUUAUGUCCUUGUCGAGACCUCGGGCUCCAGCGCAGGACAUGACGCUGACAAGCUGAGUGCCUUCUUGGAGCGGGCGCUGGGCUCUGGCCUGGUGACUGAGGGCAGCGUGGCCGCCGACCAGAGGAAAGCCAAGAUGCUGUGGGCCCUGCGGGAGAGGAUCACAGAGGCGCUGAGCCGGGACGGCUACGUGUACAAGUACGACAUCUCCCUCCCUGUGGAGCGGCUCUAUGACAUCGUGACGGACCUGCGUGCCCGCCUUGGCCCGAGUGCCAAGCAUGUGGUGGGCUAUGGCCACCUGGGGGACGGCAACCUGCACCUUAACGUGACAGCAGAGGCCUUCAACGCGUCACUGCUGGCAGCCCUGGAACCCUAUGUGUAUGAGUGGACUGCUGGGCAGCAGGGCAGCGUCAGUGCCGAGCAUGGCCUGGGCUUCAAGAAGAAGGACGUCCUCGGCUAUAGCAAGCCACCCGCUGCCGUGCAGGUCAUGCAGCAGCUCAAGGCCCUGCUGGACCCCAAGGGCAUUCUGAACCCCUACAAGACCCUGCCCACCCAGGCCUGAGAAGCACCUGCCUUCUGCUGCUGAGCCACCAGCGAGGCUACCUGUCACCCGGUGGGAGGGGCCAGGAGCCAGCUCUGCGGAGCCUCAAGGCCACGGGGCUUUCGGGCAGGGUCCUCGCAGCUGCUCUGCAGGUUCUGCUGGGCAAGCACAGCACAGGGCUGCCUGGUGCCGCCUGCACCACCGUUGCAGGUCGGGGAGCAGGUCCUCCUGUCAUCUUGUCCUGGACAUGUGGGGGCGGUGAGCAGCUCUGCCCUCAUGGGCCAGGCCUCCCUUGCUUUUGAUGGCCCCUGGGUCCCACCUUGUUUGCUGUGGACCUUGGAGGAGUGCCUGGUGCCUGGCCUUUAGGUCCCUGUGCAGUGCGUGCCCCUGUGGGGUUGCGAGCAGAGCUGACAAGCUCCAUGUGGCCACAGCCCCACAGCCCUGUGUUGCAAGACAGCCCCCAGCACAAGGCUCUGUCCGUCCUGUCAGGCUCUGGAUGUCAGGGUUGGCGACUGUGCAUUGUAUUUGGGCCAGAGUGACAGGGAUGUACCAUUUCCUUCAUUUUCUAGAAGGCCAUGAGCUGUUGAGACAGCUCUCUAGGCCACGUGUGGCUUGCUGUGAUGGCCCAUGGAGGUCGGUCUCUGGUUGCUUCUGUCUCGGGCGGCAGCAGUGCAGUGGGCAAGGGCCUGGACAGAUGCACGUGCCCUCGGGAGUUAGCAUAGAGCCCCUCUCGGCUUCCUGUGGCUCCAGUGACCCUCACCUUCCUCGUCCCUAUCGACCCACAUACCUUAGGUGGCUGCUGAGACAGUUUGGGAGGAUGGACACGCAUUUCCUCUUUCUGGCUAUCCUGAAUUUCCAGUAAAAAUGAGAA